Messenger RNA from Daucus carota subsp. sativus, 2950 nucleotides. Its product is annotated as non-classical arabinogalactan protein 30. The transcript is spliced from 2 exons. Lineage: Eukaryota; Viridiplantae; Streptophyta; Magnoliopsida; Apiales; Apiaceae. Bases 1643 to 2791 code for a protein of 382 amino acids. Gene Ontology annotation, cellular component: cell periphery. The record is from RefSeq and is a predicted model, not a curated record.
CUAUACACAAUCCCCCACCUAUUUAUACUGCACAUACACUUUCAAAUACUCAUUCAUCAAGAUUCAAGAUCAUACAUCUCUCUUUUAGCUUGCUUUUGUUAUUCUAAUGGCUUCUCUGCUUCUUCUUGCUUCUGAGCUUCUCAAACACUCACACACCGACUUGACAUGCUCAUCAUCACCAGCUCUGCCUUUUUAUUCUUGUGGUGCUACUAAUUCCGCCGGAGUUCCUUGCUUUACGGAGAACAGAGCUGCUAAGCUGCCGGAAAGAGCUCUGACCAGUCGUCAGUUUUGUAACGAGAAAGAAGAUUUCGAAGAAGAUAUCGCCGACUUGAGGAUUUGUGUUGUGGACAUCGUUUGGCCUUAGAAUAAGAAUCUGUGUAUAUUAAUUUUAUUAUUUUGAUGCUUAAAGUUGGAUCAAUGUAAAAUCGCUUUUUUGCUUUAGUUUUGGCCUUAACAAUGUUGUUGCCCUCAUCCAUUCAUGGUCAAUCACAGCAUUGCAGUUCAUUCGAUAAUAAACCUAAUCUCGAAUUAUAAAGCUAUAACACACUCAAACCCGAAUCAAUAAAAUGUUGGAUUGAAUCGUACCACCGUCUAUUGGGAAUUAUCGCUCAUUUUUGUAUUUAGCCAUUUUAUUUUCCAAUUAUUUCUUCAAUUAAGAAAACAAAGAAUAAUAAUUAUUAUUGUUGGCAUUCUCUCUUAGUCCAAUAGGAAAGCUCUCCUCUCAUAAUUAUUCAUGACUGUUUAUGUUUCUAGUUAUGACCUCUUGAUUGUGCACAAGAAAUUUUGUAACAAAGAGGAUUUCGAAUGCAGCCGAAUUGAGGAUUUUUGUUGUAGACAUCUUCUGGCCUUAGAAUGAAGAAUGUGUAUACAUUACUUUUCAUUGUUUUGAUGCUUAAAGUUGGAUCACUGUAAAAUACAACUCUUAAUUUUGUCUGUUUUUCACUUCAGUUUGUUAACCAUUCUCCGCUCUUAUUCUUGGAUCCUUAAUAUUUUGGACGGCAAGAUUUUAACCAUUGACAUGUUAGAUCAGUGUCUGUCAAAUCCAAAAUGAUCAUCAAGAUCUUAACUAUGGUGCAAUGCUAAAUGGCGGUGUCUUGAGAUUGCACACGGUCACUGUUCCGAAUUUUGCACUCGAAGUAUAUUUCACAACUGAUUUCAUGCUCAAAACUAGACCGACUCAGGCAAGAUCAAAAUACAAAAACGGAUGAGAUUUCCAAGUUUAAUUCUGUGCAUGCAAGCAGCAAGGUCUAGAACAUUAAGCCCGAUUGUUUUCCACGGAUGACCUCAGCACCUCAUAAUUGAUUACUAGUCGUUUCCAAGUUGGAUUUUGUGAGGACAAGUCUAUCCGAUGUAUAUACUAAUAUCAGCAUAUUGCACCCCCUAAAAACAACUUAAUGAUUGCAAACACAAACGCAUGCAUUCGAACGUGCACCAUGAAAUAGAGGUGAAUCGUGUUUCGAUUGAAAUAGAAUUCCAAAGUAAAAGCAAAAUUUGCAUUCACAAGCCUGUACUCUGUACACCAUCAUACAUAACAACCUCAUUUCGGCUGUACCUCAUUCAGUUCAAUUAUUCAAAGCUUCAAAACCCUUUAAAAUCACCAAUAUUGACUGCAACUCAGGUGCAUUUCUUUCGUUAAAGAACGAUGGCCAUUCUCUGUGCAAAACCCCUGGGCUUUUCACUCCUUUGUUUGGUCAUUGUUUUCGGUGUAACGCAUGGCUAUGAAACAGCAAGCAUAGCACAGCCACCCUGUACUGCGCUCCCUCCAGCAUCUGCUCCAGUAAGCAUAGCACAACCACCCGAAAAUACUGUAUUCCCACCAGCAUCUGCUCCGACAAGCAUACCAGAGCCACCCACGACAGCAAUUCCUCCAGGCAUAGCACAGCCACCCUGUACUAGUGGAUUACCACCAGCAUCUGCUCCGAUAAGCAUACCAGAGCCGCCCACUACAGCAAUUCCUCCAGUAAGCAUAGCACAGCCACCCGAAAAUACUGUAUUCCCACCAGCAUCUGCUCCGACAGGCAUACCAGAGCCGCCCACUACAGCAAUUCCUCCAGGCAUAGCACAGCCACCCUGUAGUAGUGGAUUACCACCAGCAUCUGCUCCGAUAAGCAUAUCAGAGCCCCCCGUUACUGCAAUCCCCCCAAGCAUAGCACAGCAACCCUGUAGUAGUGUAUUCCCCCCAGCAUCUGCUCCAACAAGCAUAGCAGAGCCACCCAGUAGUACUGUACUCCCACCAGCAAAUGCUCCGUUAAGCACGUCAGAGCCACCCACUGCUGCAAUCCCUACAAGCAUAGCACAACCACCCUGUAGUACUGUACUCCCACCAGCAUCUGCACCCGUUCAGGAAGCACCCAGUGACAUGCUGAUUCCACCACCUAAGAAGCUUGUGGCGGUGCAAGGUAUGGUCUACUGCAAGCCCUGCGACAAUAGAGGAGUUGAAAAGCUCUCGGGAGCUGCUCCGCUUGAAGGUGCUGUGGUGAAGCUGCAAUGUAAAAACACAAAGUACCCCCUGGUGGUCCAAACUAAGACAGACAAGAAUGGGAAAUUUUUCAUCAAGGCACCCAAUACUGUAACUACCUAUGGAUAUCACAAAUGUAGAGUGUUCUUGGUGGAUUCACCUGCUAACAAUUGCAACACUCCCUCCAAUUUAAACAACGGACUGCAAGGGGCGAUGUUGAUGAGAUCCUCAAAGCCGCCAGGGUCUGCCCAAGCUCCAGUUGAUUUUGAAUUGUUCAGCGUCGGGCCUUUUGCUUUCGGUCAUAAACUUCCAUGCCCAAGUUGGGUACAUUAGGCAUGGGACGAUAUGUUAUGUUUGUAUCACAAUUUUGGCGGUUCCAGGAUUGUUGUGUAAUGUGUCCAGGAUCUUUGGUGACAAUAAAUAAAUAAAUCCAGGGUGAUGAUAUCUUCUUUUAUUAAAGUAAUAAUCAUCAAUAUACUUAUAUAAAGGAGA